Sturnus vulgaris (Common starling) is the source of this 1581-nucleotide messenger RNA. Lineage: Eukaryota; Metazoa; Chordata; Aves; Passeriformes; Sturnidae. The record is from RefSeq and is a predicted model, not a curated record.
AUGGAGGAGCUGCAGGAUCCCCCCUUUUCCCAGGGGAUCCCUCACCUGUCCGAGGAGGAGGAGGAGCAGCCAGGUGAGGAAGGAACAGGUGAACAACCAGGUGAGGAGGAGGAGGAUGAGGAGGAGGAAGAAGGGACAGGUGAAGAGGAUCCAGGUGAGGAAGUUCCAGGUGAUGAUGAUGAUGAUGAUGAAGAAGACCCAGGUGAGGACGAAGGCCCAGGUGAGGAUGAUGAAGACCCAGGUGAGGAAGAGCAACAGGAGGAACCAGGUGAAGCCUCCACCUCCCACCUGCUCCCACCUGCGCCGCGCCGGCCCCGCCUUUACCUGCGGCCACGCCCACCCCCGGAAGAGCCGGGCCCCUCCCACCUGCACCUGUGGGGUGAACCGGAACCUCGGAGCAGCUCACCUGAGCCAGGUGAGGCCGGCUCCUCUCCGGCCUUCGUGCAGCUCAUCGACGAGCGCGGCGUCUACUCCACGGCCAAACUGGUGCUGGGCGGGCACGCAGGUGCGCCAGGUGAGGCCGGCGCCGCCGCAGACCCGGAAGCGCCCGAGGACUCCGCGGCUCACCUGGAGAUCCGCCAGGUGAUCGUGGCCGAGAAACCUUUCCAGUGCUCCGUGUGCCACAAGGGCUUCAAGCGCGCCUGGGAGCUGCUGAGCCACGAGGUGGUGCACACCGAGGCGCGGCCCUACACCUGUCACCUGUGCCAGGCCACCUUCAAGCGUCACUCGGACUUCAAGAGCCACGCCCUGGUGCACACGGAGGAGCGGCCGCACAGGUGCGACCUGUGCGGGAAACGCUUCAAGCGCUCCUCCAACCUGCAGGAGCACCGGCGCAUCCACAGCGGCGAACGCCCUUUUACCUGUCCCAGGUGCGCCAAAGGUUUUAAAACCCCUUACGAGAGGCAGCGCCACGCCCUGACUCACCUGGCGGCCGAGAAGCCGUUCAGGUGCGGCGAGUGCGGCAAAGAUUUCCCGGCGGCCAACGCGCUGCUGCUGCACCGGCGGCAGCGCUGCCAGGACAAGCCGCACACCUGCGGCGUCUGCGGCAAACGCUUCACCUACGGCCACUCGCUCAAGGUGCACGAGCGCGUGCACACAGGUGACCGCCCCUUCAGGUGCGCGCUCUGCGGCAAGGCCUUCAAGCAGAGCAACGCGCUGGCCUCGCACGAGCGCGUGCACACAGGUGAGCGCCCCUUCGCCUGCCGCACCUGCGGCAAGGCCUUCAAGCAGUCGUCUUACCUGGCCAUCCACCAGCGGGCUCACACAGGUGAGCGGCCGUACAGGUGCGAGGCGUGCGGCAAAGCCUUCGCCCGGCCCUCGCUGCUGCUGCAGCACCGGCGCGUGCACAGCCAGGUGAGGCCGCACCAGUGCAGCCACUGCCACAAGUUCUUCAAGGACCUGGCUUACCUGGCCGUGCACGAGAAGGUGCACACAGGUGAGACGCCCUACAAGUGCGGGGUGUGCGCCAAGGGCUUCGCACACCCCUCCAACCUGCUGCAGCACCAGCGCGUGCACCGCGACACCUGAGCCGCGGGUGGGCUCACCUGGACGGCUGUGGGGGUCCAAAAAGGUGCAGCAGCA